AUUGUAAAUGAUUAAUUUAGAAAACGCAGAUAGAAUCCGAGUCUGGCAAAGAGUCAGCGUCUGAUUCGGAUAAUGAGAGUAAAAGUGACCAAAGCAGCAGUUCCUCUGGUAGUAAUUCUGGAUCUGAAAGUGAUAGUGACUCUAGCUCAUCAAGUAGUGGCGGUUCAAAUUCCUCAGCGGCUUCAGUAGCGUCUGAGUACUCCGCCAAGUCGGAUAAAUCCGACCCACCUGCACAAAAUGAUAGUUUUCAGAGCGGAAAAAGCUCCUCGGGUAACAGUGCCUCGGCUAAAAUCAAAAGCCGCCGCGAGUCCAAUCGCGAGUGGGAUGACAAUCCCGAUAUCUACGGAAUCAGGAGGUCUGGCAGAUCCAGGAAGGGUCCUGAGAGACUCGAUACCGCAAACGCCACCUCUCGUGAGAGCGAUAACGAUAACCGUAAAAAACUUAAGAAAAAGAGUAGCCAAAAUACUUGGAACUCUGAGUCUUCUGGAGAUUCAGACUCGGAGGAUUUUGAAAACCGACGACCACCUCCGGCUAGUAAGUCGAUAAACAGGCGAGCUGCUCAAAAAGCUAAAGAAGCGCGCUCGAAAAAAAAACAGCGACGGCUUAUCGACGAAGGCACAGCUAGUGAAGAUUUAGUUGAUGUUGAUGAAGCAGCUUCGCAGCCAUCAAAUCAAUUGGAUCCAGCUGACAAUGCCGAAACAAUUGAGCGAAUUCUAGCACAAAGAAUAGGAAAAAAAGGAGUAACGGGUAAUGUGACGACUGUCUACGCUGUUGAGGAAAACGGCGACCCGAAUGUAUCAAAACACGAAGACGAAUCAAAUAAAGAAGAAAGUCAAGUUCAGUACCUGAUUAAGUGGAAAGGCUGGUCCCACAUACACAACACGUGGGAGUCAGAAGAGUCACUCAAAGCACAAAAAGUUAAAGGGUUAAAAAAAUUAGACAAUUUUAUAAAACGUGAUACUGAAAUAAAACAAUGGCGAGCGUACGCCGGGCCCGAGGAUAUUGAUUACUUCGAGUGUCAGCUGGAGUUGCAGCAGGAGCUUCUCAAGAGUUACAACAACGUGGAAAGGAUAAUUGCCGAGUACAAAAAGCCUGAAUCUGAGUACCCGGAUUAUUACUGCAAAUGGGAGAGCUUGCCUUACGCAGACGCUACGUGGGAAGAUGGCGCGCUCAUUGUCAAAAAGUGGCCCGAUAAGAUUAAAGAGUUCCGCGAUCGUGAGGAUUCCAAGAGGACACCCAGCAGACAUACAAAGACUCCUGGAAAACGACCAAAGUUCCAUCAUGUUAAAGAGCAACCCAAGUAUCUGGGUGGUGAGAGGAAGGAUUUAAUUCUUCGUGAUUAUCAGAUGGAUGGUCUUAACUGGAUGAUUCACUCGUGGUGCAAAGACAAUAGUGUAAUUUUAGCAGAUGAAAUGGGAUUGGGUAAAACUAUCCAAACAAUAUGCUUCCUUUAUUAUUUAUUUCACACUCAUCAAAUUCACGGGCCAUUUUUAUUGGUCGUACCACUGUCGACAAUGACAUGCUGGCAACGUGAGAUGACUUUAUGGGCACCUGAUAUGAAUUUUGUUACUUAUUUAGGUGAUGUAACUUCCCGUGAUAUUUGGUGUUACUACGGUACCAAAAGAUUAAAAUUCAACGCAAUCCUUACCACCUACGAAAUAGUCCUAAAAGACAAAUUAUUAUUGGGUCAACUGGACUGGGCAGUGCUUCUAGUCGACGAGGCUCACCGACUAAAAAACGACGACUCUCUCUUAUAUAAAGCCCUAAGCGAAUUCAGAACCGACCACCGACUUCUUAUCACCGGUACACCUCUCCAAAACAGCUUGAAAGAACUGUGGGCUCUUUUGCACUUUAUAAUGCCGAAUAAAUUUGCGGAUUGGGAAGAAUUUGAAAAGGAGCACGGCAACACUGCCCAAAAAGGGUACCCCAAGUUACACAAACAACUAGAGCCGUUUAUUAUCCGGCGUGUAAAGAAGGACGUAGAAAAAUCCUUGCCCGCCAAAGUCGACCAGAUAUUGCGUGUGGAAAUGACAUCUUUACAGAAACAAUACUACAAAUGGAUAUUGACAAAAAAUUACAAUGCUUUGCGCAAAGGCGUCAAGGGUUCAACAAUGACUUUUAUAAAUAUCGUAGUAGAAUUAAAGAAAUGUUGCAACCAUGCAUUUUUAACCAAACCGAUGGACUACGAUCGUGAAAAGAAAGACGACGCUGAAGAUUAUUUACAGACAAUAAUUCGUGGCUCCGGUAAAUUAGCUUUACUCGAUAAAUUAUUGGUCCGCCUGCGAGAAACUGGUCAUAGAGUAUUGAUAUUCAGCCAGAUGGUCAGAAUGUUGGACAUACUGGGUGAGUAUCUUCAAAAGCGACACUUUCCAUUUCAGCGACUGGACGGUAGCAUAAAAGGCGAGCUUAGAAAGCAAGCUUUAGAUCAUUUUAAUGCCGAGGGAUCCACUGAUUUUUGCUUCCUGUUAUCAACCCGCGCCGGUGGGCUUGGUAUUAACUUGGCGACCGCUGACACUGUGAUAAUUUUCGACUCUGACUGGAAUCCUCAGAACGACUUGCAAGCCCAAGCCCGGGCUCACCGUAUCGGCCAAAAAAAUCAAGUAAAUAUUUACCGGCUGGUUACCAAAAAUUCCGUCGAAGAAGAAAUAGUCGAGCGAGCCAAGAAAAAAAUGGUCCUUGAUCAUUUAGUGAUCCAGCGGAUGGACACCACCGGCAGGACUGUGCUAGACAAGAAAGGUUCCGGCAGCAAUCCUUUUAACAAAGGAGAUUUGAAUGCUAUUCUCAAGUUCGGAGCAGAGGAACUCUUCAAAGACGAGGAGGAGGGCGACGAGGAGCCCAAGUGUGAUAUUGACGACAUUUUACGGCGAGCUGAGACCAGAGACGACAGCUCAGCUCCAGCUACUGUUGGAGAUGAGCUGCUCUCUGCUUUUAAAAUUGCCAGCUUCGCUUUUGAAGAAGAGUCCACUGAGCCGGCUAUGGAGGUCGACAAUCCUGAUAAUGGAGAAGAUAGCAGAGAUUGGGCGGAAAUAAUUCCCGAGAAUUUUAGAAAAAAGAUUGAGCAGGAUGAAAAGUGCAAGGAGAUGGAGGAUUUGUAUUUACCACCGCGAAGUAGGAAGACUUUGCAGCAGAUGAAUAAUCGGGGGAGUAAAGAUGACGGGAAGAGAAAAAGACGCAAAGCUCAGAGCGAUGAAGAGAGUGAUGAGGGGGAUGACAGUGUUGGAAGUGAUGCUGAUGGGUCUGAUGAUGAACGCCCGAAGAAAAGAGGCAGGCCUCGGAUGCAGCCUAGAGAAUCGAUUAAGAGUUUUACUGAUGUUGAAAUCAGACGAUUUAUCAAGAGCUAUAAAAAAUUCCCGGCUCCGCUGAAGCGGCUUGAUGACAUUGCUGCUGAUGCUGAGUUACAAGAGAAGCCUAUGGUGGAGCUGCGGUACCUUGGAGAGCUGAUGAAGUCCAGGUGCGACGCUUGCAUCGCUGAGUUUGAAACCGCGAGUAAGGAUGGAAGGGAUAAGGAGGAGAAGGUUAAGAAGGAGGGCAAAGGUCGCAAGCGUGGACGAGGGCCUACGUUUAAGUUAGCGGGAGUGAUGGUCAAUGCCAAGUCGCUUUCUGCAGCUGAGAAAGAAUUAGAGCCGCUUGAUCAAGCUCUCCCUGAAGAAGAGGAGCAACGUGCUAAUUGGCAUUUAGAUGUUAAAUUAAAGCCUGCUAAUUUUGACUGCGAGUGGAGCUCUGAGGAUGACUCCAGAUUGUUAAGGGGGAUUUAUAUUCACGGCAUGGGAUCUUGGGAGGCUAUCAAAAUGGACCCGAGUCUUAAACUUGGGGAUAAAAUUCUUCCUGGUGAUAACAAGCCACAAUUAAAGCAGCUAAAUGCUCGCGCUGAGUAUUUGUUGAAGAUUCUUAAAAAGCAGAUGGAUAUGAAGCAUGGAUUGACUAGAAAGAUGCGCAAGCCGAGGAAGCCUAAAGAAAUUAAAUCUGCGAUUACGAAGGAACUGGUGGAGGAUAAUGAUAGUCCGGGGGGAGCAAGUACUGGCUCUGGGGAUGAGAAUAAAAAACCUAAGGUCAAAGGGGACAAGCCGGUGGUUAGUGUUAAGAAGGAAGAGCCGGAUGUGGGGGUUAAGAAGGAUGUUAAGGAUGAUAUGAGCGACAGUGGGCUUGCUGUGACAGGUACUGGGUCAGUUGUCACGCCUGAGGAUAAGAAAAAGGAGAAGAAGAUGAAGAAGGAGAAAAAGGAGGGAAAGAAAACUAGAAGGAGCAAACAGGGCGGGUCUGCUUUGGCUACUGGACCUAUGCAUUUUACUGCGAAUAAUGAACCACGUGCUCUUGAUGUUCUGGGUGAUUUGGACCCUUCGGUUUUUAAUGAGUGCAAGGAAAAAAUGCGGCCGGUUAAGAAGGCGUUAAAAGCGCUUAAUCAGCCGGAUCAGUCGCUCAGUGAGGAGGAACGGAUUGCGCAUACUAGACAGUAUCUUGUUCAGAUUGGGAAUCAGAUUAAUACUUGUUUGUCUGAAUAUAAAGAUCCGGAGCAGAUAAAAGAGUGGCGGAGUAAUUUGUGGUAUUUUGUGUCUAAAUUUACGGAGUAUGACGCGAAAAAAUUGUACAAGCUUUAUAAACAUGCUACGCGUGAAAGGCAACAUGAUGAUAGUUCUAAUUUAUUGUCCAGUCCGGAGAAAAAAGAGGAGAAUAAUUCACAAAAGCACACCCAGGAAAAACAUCCACCAGCUGAAGCUGCGGCUAAUCCUUCCAAAGAGGCAAGGCCUGUAAAACGGAGGUUCCCGGAGGAAGUCGAGGAGAAUUCGCCGAAUAGUGGGUUGCCUAGUAAGAAACACUUGGCUGGGAAUCAUCAUCACCAUCAUCAUCAUCAUGGCAAUGCUAAUAACAGGCAUUCCGGGUCGGCUACCACUGGAUCGGCUACCUUGACUACUGCUACGACUACUACUGCGACUUCCUCGGCUUCUGCCUCAGCUUCUGUAGCUUCGUCUGUGACUCCAGUGCCUCUGGGGUCUAAUAGUAAUUCUAACAGUGGGAAUAGUGUCAGUGGAAGUGAUAGCUUGAGGCAGAAAGAUGCUAAGGAACCUUCGAAACAUAAUAAAGAGGGGAAAAGAGAUAGGGAUAGGGAUAGGGACAGAGAUAGGGAGAGGGACAGGAUGCACGAUAGGGGAAUGGAUAGGCUAGGUGGGAAGGAUGAGAGGAUUAGGCGUGAUAGUGGAGGGUAUAAU
This is a messenger RNA of Cotesia congregata, 5204 nucleotides long. The record is from the annotation of a GenBank genome assembly. NCBI's taxonomy places the organism in Eukaryota, Metazoa, Arthropoda, Insecta, Hymenoptera, Braconidae.